Messenger RNA from Rhodotorula toruloides NP11, 1386 nucleotides. RefSeq names its product putative transporter, member of the SLC10 carrier family. Bases 1 to 1386 code for a protein of 461 amino acids. NCBI's taxonomy places the organism in Eukaryota, Fungi, Basidiomycota, Microbotryomycetes, Sporidiobolales, Sporidiobolaceae. The transcript is spliced from 7 exons. The record is from RefSeq and is a predicted model, not a curated record. Gene Ontology annotation, cellular component: plasma membrane.
AUGACAACACCGCACCGCCCAUCGUCGCCCGCGCCGUCCGCGACUUCGACCCUUCGAUCCGUGCUAUCGCACGCCGAACUCGCCUCGGCAACCGCCAAGCGGCCACUGGAGGGACCCAGCGACGAUACCCUACGUGCAGAAGAGUGUGCACAUGCUGCAGAGCUCCCGCGCGACGGUGCUGUCGAGGCGGAUGCAGGAUCUUUGGCGGGGUCAGGAGGACGGGUCAAGCGCGGGUUGAAGGCAGUCUGGGACUUGCUGCUGGCGCAGUGGUUUGUUCUGGGUGUCGGAGUCGUUAUAGUCCUCGCCUGGGCGUUUCCGAACGUCGCUCGACCUGGCGGGGCUAUCCGCUCGGAGUACACGAUCAAGUAUCUCGCCGUGGCCAUCAUCUUCUUCAUUUCGGGGCUCACUCUGCCGCUGCGCAACCUCUUCCUGCGAGCAGGCGACUGGAAACUCCACCUCGUUUGCCACAUCACCUCCUUCUUCCUCUUCCCCGCCGUCACUUUCGCCAUCAUCAACGCCGUUUGUGCCGCCGACCCGCAGUACAAGCGCUUCGACCGUUGGGCGCUCGUCGGGAUGCAGGUUAUGGCGGUCCUGCCGACGACGGUCUCGUCGAACGUCGUGAUGACGGGGCAGGCGGGUGGUGACGAGGCUGCGACGACAGUCGAAGUGAUGAUCGGCAACCUCUUCGGCACCUUCCUCUCUCCCGCACUCCUCAGCCUCUUCAUGUCGUCCUCGACUUGGUCGUUCGGCAAGCCCGUCGCGUCCGGCAAAGGCGGCAUCGGCGAGCUGUACCGCCAGGUGAUCCAGCAGCUCGGUUUGACGGUCUUCGUCCCCCUGACCGUCGGCGAGAUCCUGCAGUACAUUUGGCCUAAGCAGGUCAAGUGGACUCGGACGACGCUCCGGCUCGGCAAGGUGGGAAGCGUGUGCCUCCUCCUCGUCAUUUGGUCGACUUUUAGCGGGGCAUUCUACGAGGGAGCUUUCGAGAUCCUGACGGGCGAGGCUGUCGCCCUCGUCGUGCUGGUCAACAUCGGACUGUACUUGGUCAUCUCGCUUCUUCUCUUCCUCGUCUGUCGCCUCGUCCCCUCGCCUCGAUUACGGCUCGAGGGUCACAAAGUCGCCUACGACAGCAGUGGACCCCUCUUCGAUCCAGCGACAACCAUCGCUUGUUUGUUUGUCGGCGGUGCGAAGGGAGCAGCUUUGGGGGCCCCCAUCGUCUCGAUUUUAUACGGCGGUUUGGACGGCCAAGCGAGAGGCAUUGUUUCUCUCCCGCUUGUGCUGUACCAAGGCUCGCAAGUCGUGCUUGGCCAGCUCGCGGUGGUCAUCCUGAAGUGGUGGAAGGGGCGUAUAGACCGGCGUGAAGCGGUCGAGGACAGAGGGACCGCGUAG